AUGUUCAACGCGACUCCGAGCGCCGCCGACCUCUCCGUGAACUCCACCGCCCCGAGCGGCCCCGGGACGCCGCCGUGGUACCAGUUCCCCGUGUGCGCCGCGUCCCCCUGGGCCUUCAUCUUCUACUUCGGGGUCAAGGUGCUGAACCUGGCGGUGGGCACGCCGUGCAACGCGCUGGUCAUCUGGCAGAUCGCCAGCAGGAAGAGCGACGCGUGCACCUCGGACGUCUUCGUCUUCAACCUGGCCGUGCUGGACGCCUUCUUCUGCCUGAUGUCGCCCGUGGACAUGCUGAACCGGCUGCUGCUGGACGACCGCCGCGUCUGGUUCCUCCAGAGGUUCGCGUACGGGCUCAAGGACCUGGCGCCGCUCUUUCUGGUGUGCAUCUGCCUGGACCGCUACGUGGCCGUGGUCCACCCGAUGCUGUUCACCGGCAUCCGAGACAACAAGAUCCGCAUCGGCGCUUCCGCGGCGGUCUGGGGCCUCGUCCUGGCGUACGGCCUCGCCAAGUGCAUCCUGGGAGUCGUGAGCGUCAGCGAGGUCUUCGGCGGCGUCAUCCUGUUCGCCUUCGCCGUCAUGGUGUUCUGCAACGUCUCCGUGGUCUGGGUCCUCAGGCGCUCCGUGGCGGGGAAGGAGGCGCUGCACCCCGUGAAGAAGAGGGCCCUCCGCACGGUGCUGGUCGUCCUCGCCAUCGUGGUGUCCAACUACCUGCCGCCCGUGGCCCUCAUGCCCUUCGCGUCGUACUACACGUUCGUGGCGUUCCGCUGCCAGAUCAGCGUCGCCGUGUUCGCCAUCAUGGAUCUGAGCUGCAGCGUGGAGCCGCUCCUCUUCAUCACCAAGACGGACCGCGCGGGCGGCGGGUGCUGCGGACGCCGUUUGUCCGAGAAGAAGCACGACGUCGCGGUGUGACCACGCCUCCGACCCUCGAGGGAACCUUCUUCCUCUUCUCAUUCCCACCGUGGAUGAUCCCGAUGUGUCCCUCAAAUGUAAAGAUUAUGCCACGAAUGUAUAAUUUCUAUUGUUUAAGUCUUUUCCAAUUAAAAAGUA
Messenger RNA from Cyclopterus lumpus (lumpfish), 1044 nucleotides. Its product is annotated as proteinase-activated receptor 3. Lineage: Eukaryota; Metazoa; Chordata; Actinopteri; Perciformes; Cyclopteridae. Gene Ontology annotation, biological process: positive regulation of Rho protein signal transduction; phospholipase C-activating G protein-coupled receptor signaling pathway. Gene Ontology annotation, molecular function: G protein-coupled receptor activity. The coding region runs from base 1 to 906 and encodes 301 amino acids. The record is from RefSeq and is a predicted model, not a curated record. Gene Ontology annotation, cellular component: membrane. The transcript is spliced from 2 exons.